Molecule: messenger RNA, 3204 nt
Organism: Aspergillus mulundensis
Lineage: Eukaryota; Fungi; Ascomycota; Eurotiomycetes; Eurotiales; Aspergillaceae
Product: ubiquitin-ubiquitin ligase UFD2
Exons: 6
Coding region: 1-3204 (1067 amino acids)
Biological process (GO): protein polyubiquitination
Cellular component (GO): ubiquitin ligase complex; nucleus; cytoplasm
Molecular function (GO): ubiquitin-ubiquitin ligase activity
Source: RefSeq, a predicted model, not a curated record
AUGGGCGAUAACAUGUCCGAGGCGGAUAAGAUCCGCAUGAAGCGUCUAGCAAAGCUUGCGAAUUCGAAUCCACCACAGUCCGCGGAACCGAGCAGUGAGCAGUCAUCCUCAACCUCUACCCCUCAAACACAAACGCCAGAAGCGUCACGACCACAAUCCAGCAAGAACAGUGCACCAUCAACAUCACAAACAGAACAAGAAGGAUCAGAAGGGAAACGAAUCAAGAUCACGCCGACGUCCUCAGCGCCCGCCAAGCAGCGACCGCAAUCCGGAUCUGUGACGCCCGUUUCAAACACCCCGCCCCCGCCCAAGCAAGAAGAUACACUUGAAGCAUUUGAGGACCGGACAUUGGGCGCAGUCUUCAAGUUGACGCUAGACCAGAACCGACAGACGGAUAUCCACGGGCAGAGAUUGACGUUCCUUCCCGGCGUGCGGAGUGAACUGCAGGACCAGAAUCUGAGCUUGCGCAUCAGCGCCUCUGUCUUAGACCAGGCUCUGUUAGAAGCGGCGUCGAGUCAGCCUGAUGGGAAACCCCUGGAUUAUCUACUGCCUUGCUGGAAGCGGGUGACGAGGCUGCAUAAGGGCUUUCGGAAGGCUCGCGAUGACGACCCUAAGUUUGGUGUGAUUUGUGAGGCGCGGCGGCUUUGUAUGAGCUAUGCUCUGUUUGCUCUUACUAUGCCGGAAAUGUUUGGAUCCGAACCUAGCGGGCGAUCGGCUCUCAAGCCGCAUCUCCUUUUAGACCCGGAAGAUGACAAGGGUGUGGAUCUAGAGUUCUUAAGCGAGGCCGUCAAGCGGUUUGCGGAGGAUGAGUCCGUCAAGCCUGCCUUUAUUGCAGCUGUUGAGGAAUUGAGUCGGGAGCUAUCCUCGAUGGGCAUCAACGAUGAUUACAAGCCAUACGUGACUGCCUUGCGAAACCUUGUCCGCCAUUCCGCCAUAGCUUCUGCUAUCACAGAGUCGACCAUUUUCAACGCGUCGCGGGAUCCCGCUUCGUUCGAAAAGGAGACACUUCUCGGACCCUGGUUCCGCCUAUCGCCUUUGCAAGGUGACGCGACGAUGUCUUUCUUUUCGGCUCCUAAAACGCGGGACCAGGGUUACAUCUUGAAUGCCCAGCGGUCAAUCCGCAUGGUGCAAGAGUUGCUUGGCUCUGAUAUUCUUGACAUCAUCAACCAUAUGGUUAGAGCAUCGGCAGAGGCGAGAAAUAGGAUUUUGGACUGGUUUGCGGCGGCUUUGAACAUCAACCACAAGAGACGGGCAAUGCAGGUCGACCCGGCCACUGUUUCUUCUGACGGGUUCAUGUUCAAUCUUACCACCUGUCUGGAUCAUCUCUGUCAACCUUUUAUGGAUGCGAACUUCACUAAAAUCGAUAGAAUUGAUAUCCAAUAUCUGCAUCGAAACCCUCGUGUUGACAUGCGCGAUGAGACCAAAAUCAAUGCUGACCAGCACGCUUCGGAUGCCUUCUACGCAAAGAAGGCUGAAGGCACAAACAACUUCAUCACGGAAAUUUUCUUUUUGACAGUAGCUGCCCAUCAUUACGGAAGUGAAUCGCUAACCUCUAAACUCGACACUCUUGAAAGAGACCUGAAGCAUAUGGAAAGUACUCUGGUUAAACUGGAGGCAGAAAGGCAUAAAUGGUCGAGCAACCCAAUGCAGCUGAGACUGUUCGAGACGCAAUUGAAGAAGUAUAAGGAUAAACUAGACAUGGGGCUCGCGUUGAAGUACAGUCUUCAAGGCGUAUUAUUCGAUGAUCAGUGGCAGUUCCGGUCUAUGACAUUCAUGCGUUAUGUUGUUGUUUGGCUGCUCAGAGUGGCCUCCGGCAAGAACUUUCCCAAAGAGCAGCUUGUUUUGCCUCUGCCAGAACAGCCGCCUGAAGUCUUCAAGUGCCUUCCUGAGUACUUUGUUGAUGAUAUUGUCAGCAACUUCAAGUUCAUCAUGUGGUGCAUGCCGCAGAUUAUCACGGCGACCCAAGGUGACGAGCUGGUUAUGCUGUGCAUUGCCUUUUUGGAGUGCUCAGAGUACAUCAAGAAUCCUUAUCUUAAAGCAGGGCUCGUUUCGAUCCUGUUUCGAGGGACAUGGCCUCGCCCUGGUGGCGGAACGGGAGUCCUGGUUGACCUGCUCAACUCCAUGCCCUUUGCUAAUGAGUACUUGCUGCAUGCUUGCAUGAACUUUUACAUUCAAGCCGAACACACGGGUGCCCAUACCCAGUUCUACGAUAAAUUCAACAUUCGGUACGAGAUCUUCCAGAUUAUCAAGUGUGUCUGGCCCAAUACGCUCUACCGCGCGAAGCUUCUCAACCAAGCCAAGCACCACCUGGAUUUCUUCGUUCAGUUCGUCAACUUGCUUCUCAACGACGUUACAUAUGUGCUCGACGAGUCAUUUGGCAGCUUCAAGACCAUCUACAACACUCAAUUGGAGCUGCGCACUGAAGGGGCCAGCAUGGACCCGACAAUCCGCCAGGAGAAGGAAGAGCGUCUUGCACAGGCCCAACGCAGCGCCAAGUCGUACAUGCAGUUGACUAACGAGACCGUGGCCAUGCUUAAGCUCUUCACAGAAGCUCUAGCAGAGUCGUUUACGAUGCCCGAAAUUGUUCAGAGAUUGGCAGAUAUGCUAGAUUACAACCUGGAUGCCAUGGUUGGCCCGAAGAGCUCCAACCUGCGAGUCGAGAACCUGCACGAAUACGGGUUCAGACCACGUGCAUUACUGAGUGAGAUUGUGGAUGUAUAUCUGAACUUGAUGGGCAAGCAGAAUUUCAUUGUCGCCGUUGCUCGUGAUGGACGCUCCUACAAGCCCGCCAACUUCGAGAAGGCCGCCGAGAUCCUGCAUAAGUGGAACCUCAAAUCUCCCGAGGAGCUUAAGCGCUGGGAUCAACUUCGACGGAAGGUCAAGGAAGCUAAGGAAGCGGAUGAGCAAGAAGAAGAAGAUCUUGGAGAGGUUCCAGAUGAGUUCUUGGAUCCUCUUAUGUACACCCUGAUGCAAGACCCUGUUAUCCUCCCUGCGUCGAACAUCUCUAUCGACCGCUCAACCCUCCGUGCCCAUUUGCUGAGCGACCCUCAUGAUCCCUUCAACCGAGUUCCACUGAAGAUGGAGGACGUUACACCUGAUACCGAGCUCAAAGCGAAGAUUGAGGAAUUCAAGCGGCAAAAGACUGCAGAGCGGCGACAGGGGCAGCAGGCACAGGCUGAUCCGAUGGAUACCUCCACGGGCUGA